AUGGAAGCGAAAUUCCUAAACAAUAUAACCAAAUGCAUAACAUUUAUAGGUAAUUCAGAGCUGCAAUUCAGACCUACUGUUAUAAUUGAUACUCAAUACGUUAAUAAUAAAACAAAAGGAAAUAGGUUUAGAGGAAAAUUAGCAAAGAAACUAAUGAGAAAUGGAAUACCAUCACUAACAGUUGCUGAGGGCUUAAUUUCCAAACUCCAAGAUAUAAGUUUUAAUACCCUGGUGGUUACUUACUUCGAAAAUUGUGAUGAUAUAAAUAACCUUGACUUUAGCAAUAUCGACAAAGAUAUAAAACAACUCAUGGUAACAUUUGAAUCAACUAGUAACAAUUGUAUCGAUAAACUUCAAGAGAUAAAAAACUCAGUUGAUAAAUAUGAUAUUACUUUUAUGCUCCUAAAUAUCAGGGAUGACAUAAAUAAAUUUUACACUUUUAUACCAAAAAUGGAUGCAAAUACAUGUGAAGUCGUUGUUGAACGUUAUUACCAUAUAAAUACAUGUGCAAAUGGAUUUAUGCAAAGUAAUGAAGUCUUCCCUGAGAAAGAACCGAUCAAUUUGAAUAAAUGCCCACUCAAAAUUGGAUUGGCAGCGCUACAGCCUUUCUCACAAAUCAAUGACUAUAAGAGUCUUAAAACAUACGAUCACAUUAACACGACGAAAGGUUUCGAUGUCGAUAUAUUAAAUAUCUUUGCAAACUAUUUCAACGCUACUCUAGACUUAUUCUACAUCUACAGAAAAGAAGAAAAUCCUUAUGUUAAUACUGAUUUUAUUAAUUUUAUAAUAAAUGGUAGUCUUGACAUCUGCGCAGGAGGUCUGUAUCGAAUGUAUGGAGAUGCAGUAGCAUAUUCAGGUUUAUAUGCUAGGCAAGCAAUUCUUUGGAUCUAUGCGGUUAAACGAGAUGAAAGAUCAUGGGCAACAUUAUUGGAUGAUAUGCAUGAUAUAUACAUGUUCUUUGUAUUUUAUGCUAGCUAUUCUAUUAGCUGGUAUUUGAUUUGUAAAUUUGACGGAGACCCAGUCUCUUUCAUAGAUACCUUGCUUUAUGGUUGGGGAGCGUUAGUUGGAGGAACUGCUUUAAAAGAAGUUACAUCUUUAAAACAGAAAAUUUUAAAUCUAGGUCUCUUCAUUAUGAGAAUUUAUCUAUCCGCAUACAUAAGUAUUCAUCUCUAUUCAUUCUUAACUAUAAAAGAGCCUCCAGAUAUGUUUAUUACUGAUGAUGAACUAAUGGACUCGGGCAGAGUUGCAUUUUUGGAAACUUCAACCAAAUAUUUUGUCGAUGAUGAAAGAUACCUUGAGUUUGGAAACACAACGGUGGAAUGUGUGUCUUUUAAAGAUUGUAUCGAGAAAACGUUACAGCAAAACGGAAUGACAAUGGUGUUACAAGGAAACUUCUUCCAGUUUCAAUCAGAUACUGCAAUCAAUGGCGAAGCAAGAAUGAUGAAAUUACCGGAACAUGUUUUGACAGUAUACAAUGAGAUGCUUAUAAGAAAAGACAGUCCACUAGUAGAUGAUCUUCAAAAACUUUUACAAAAUUUGUUUGAAGCUGGUAUUACUGAAGCUUUAUAUAAAAAGGCCAUAGGUCUAUUGGUAAUGGAGAAAUCUACUCGUGCUCACAGUAAUAUGCUGUCACACAGUUACAGCUGUCAAUCAGGAUGUACUAUAACAGUAGAACAGUUUGCAGUUAUUUUCUAUGCUUAUAGUUUUGGAUGUAUUUUAUCUUGCGUUGUUUUCGCUCUUGAGCUAUAUUCUAGAGGAAGACAUGUUUUAAUCUAA
Arctia plantaginis is the source of this 1776-nucleotide messenger RNA. The record is from the annotation of a GenBank genome assembly. Lineage: Eukaryota; Metazoa; Arthropoda; Insecta; Lepidoptera; Erebidae.